ACCUUUUAUGAUUUUUGCAGAUAUCAAUCAUGCUUCCCAAGGUUGUUCUCUUGGUGUGUCUCCUCCCUCUGGCGUUCGGCCAUGGUUCGAGCGAAGAAAUGGGGGGUGACAUGGGAGGAAUGGAGGGUUACAUGAGAGGAAUGGGCGGAGACUCGGGAGAGAAGGAGAAGGGCAUGGAAGAAAUGUUCGAAAAGAUGAAAGAUUACAUGGGGAAGGGAGAAGAGAAAGAGGAGCACUACGCAGGUGAUGGUGACUGCAAGAGCAAAGAAGAAGCUGAGAUGAAGAAAUACAGCAUGAUGAAGAAGUUCCAUGAGAUGCAGAAGAUGAUGGAGAUGAAGCAGAAGAUGGAGAUGAAGGAGAAGAUGGAGAAGUUCAAGAAGUUCCACAUGAUGAUGGAGAAGAUGCAGAAGGAGAAGGAGAAGGCGGCGAUGGAGCAGAAGAAGAAUAUGUACGACUUGUGGCAGAAGCACGAGGCGAUGAAGAAGAAGAAGGCCAAGGAGAAUGAGUUCAAGGAGCUCAUCGAGUCCUUCCAGGAGCAGAAACACAAGUUUGCCUUCCAGCUCACACACGCCUUCCUUCAGCUCUGUCAGUGUGGAGAGGUCAACGCACAGAUGAACAAGAUGUUCAUGGGCCUGAACACCAACAACGACACAGAGAUGGUCGGAGGGAUGGAUGAUGACAUGAGGGGCGCAAUGGAAGCUAUGGAGACAGGAAACAUGGGACAUCUCGCAGAGAAGAUCAGGAAGAUGUCCAAGGAACAGCAGAAGAAGCUCUUCAUGGGUGGACUCAUCAAGUCCAUGUGUGGCGGGGCCAAGACCUACGUCAUGCACGCCAAGAGAUUCGAGGAGACCUACAUGAUGUCCAACAGAACGAUGGAGAACACCACCAUGGCUUAAUUGAGCACCCAUGGACCAACAGCGAACACUGUCAAGCAUUGCUCAUGUAAAAAGUAAUACUGUUUGUGUAAUAAAAGAUUUUGUAAAAUUA
Messenger RNA from Haliotis rufescens (red abalone), 987 nucleotides. RefSeq names its product inactive protein RESTRICTED TEV MOVEMENT 2-like. The record is from RefSeq and is a predicted model, not a curated record. Bases 30 to 896 code for a protein of 288 amino acids. Lineage: Eukaryota; Metazoa; Mollusca; Gastropoda; Lepetellida; Haliotidae. The transcript has 3 exons.